GCUCAACUCAAGUUAUCUUCUCCACAACCACUAUAUAUCAACGAUUCAACCAUUUCAAAACACCACAUCCUCUUUCUCAAACGACAAAACAUCACCAAAACCAGCCCACCCACCACCGCCAUGUCCCAACCUCCCUCCAACCACCCUCCUACCGACGACCAAACCCUCCACAACCUCACCCGCCUGACGUCCUUCCACUUCAAAAAAGAGGCGGAACUUCGCCGCCUCGCCGCCGCCACACACAACCACGAGCACUGCGCCCGCUACGAAAAAGAGGCCGCCGACCACCACGAGACCUACUCGGACAUUUUGUCCGAGAUCAAGGUCUACAAGCUCUACCUCCUGGAAGGCGAGGUAUGCGCUGAGAAGGGCUUUGACGAGAAAAAAAUGGCGGAGAGCGAGGCGGUCCGGCAGAGGCUGAAGAAGAGCAGACUGGAGAUGUUUAAGCAUCCGAUUGAGCGGGUGAGGGAUUUGAGGCCGUGGCAGGGAUUCAGGAAGGACUUUGAUGAGAUGGCGGGGCUGCAGGAGAAUUUCGAGUGGGCGAGGAAGGGGAGGGAGGACGUGGAGACGUAUGUUAGGAACCAGAUGGAGUUGCAUAAGGCGGAGAUGCUGGAAGAGGAGGAGGGGCGAGGGGAGGGGGGUGAUGGGGUGCGGGAGGACUUGGAGUGGGCGAGGAAGGGGAGGAAGGACAUGGAGGCAUAUGUUUGGAAGCAGAUACGGUUGCAUAAGGCGAGGAUGCUGGAAGAGGGGGGCUGAAGAGGAUCGAGGAAGAGAGAGUGUGUAGGGGUGACAGGGCGUUGAUUAGAGUCAUGUUCGAGGACUAGUCAUUGUAAGCCGGG
Mytilinidion resinicola is the source of this 839-nucleotide messenger RNA. RefSeq lists its product as uncharacterized. NCBI's taxonomy places the organism in Eukaryota, Fungi, Ascomycota, Dothideomycetes, Mytilinidiales, Mytilinidiaceae. The annotation marks the transcript as partial. The transcript has a single exon. The record is from RefSeq and is a predicted model, not a curated record.